Molecule: messenger RNA, 1604 nt
Organism: Durio zibethinus
Lineage: Eukaryota; Viridiplantae; Streptophyta; Magnoliopsida; Malvales; Malvaceae
Product: myb-related protein 315-like
Source: RefSeq, a predicted model, not a curated record
ACAUGAUUGCUACAUAAGAACUACUGAAUUGACGUUUUAUUAAAAACAAUUAAGCAUGAGAGACACGAGUGGGUUUAUUUUCUUUUUUAAUUUUUUUCUGUCCUUGAGUGUUUGAACAUUUACUGCUAAGUUAACCAUAUCUGUUACCAACUAAUUACAUUGACUUGUUGGCCAAAAAAAAAAGGUACAAAACUCAAGUGCAUCCAUGGUUGGAAUUUCAGGGCACUCUCAUAUCUGGUGAAGGAAUCUCUUCAACUCUCCCCCACACAGGAGAAAGUUACCUCCAACGACAAAACUGGCCAGCUUAUUUCUUUGGAUUAAUAUAAAUCAAAACCAAUGAGAAGGAAAGACUUUAGUUGCAGGAAUAAAAUUUGUCAACGAGGACGACCCACGUUUGGUUCUUAUAUUAAGGACCAUUUCUGUUGUCUCAAUAGGGGUGGUGGCCAUUUUAUUAUUACAAAUCCUUCAUGCUUUAAACCUUCAAUCAUGAAUCUCCCUUCCUGAACAACAUCCUGCCUUGCUUUUCUUUUUUAAUGUCUGAAUGAGCUGGCAUAGCAUCUUUAUCCUGGACUGCAAGUUCCUUUUAAGCACCCUUUGGAUUUCUAGUCUUGAAGUUGAACUUUCAAGGGGUCACUGAGUUUUUGAUUGUCUAAGUUUUCGAAAUGGGACGACAACCUUGUUGCGAUAAGCUUGGAUUAAAGCGCGGGCCAUGGACAAUUGAGGAAGAUCAUAAGCUGAUGAACUUUAUUCUCAACAAUGGUAUUCAUUGCUGGCGAACGGUUCCCAAGCUUGCAGGUCUGUUGAGAUGUGGGAAAAGUUGCAGAUUAAGAUGGAUAAACUAUCUGAGACCAGACCUUAAAAGAGGGGGUUUUACAGAAUCAGAAGAAGAUCAGAUUAUUCAACUUCAUUCGCGUCUUGGAAACAGGUGGUCCAAGAUUGCUUCACAUUUUCCUGGUCGUACAGAUAAUGAAAUCAAGAAUCAUUGGAACACUCGAAUCAAGAAGAAGUUAAAGCUCCUUGGUCUGGACCCUGUGACACACAAGCCUAUUGAGAAGGCAGAGAAAACUGAUGGUAAAAAUAAGAUGACCUCAGACUCUAAUUCAUCUGAUAAGCAAGAAGCAAGCAUAGAGUCAAAGUCAGAGGAUGAUUAUGGGAUGACAGUUUCUCCAAGAAGAGAUGAGAAACUAGAAGAGAUUCUAGUAACUUUGGAUGAAACAAAUGAUCUAUUGAACAACUACCAUAUGUUGUGUGGAAGCUUUGAUUUGGAUUCAUGGUUGAACCAUGAUAUAAAUACUUCUUCCUCUUACACAUCUUCGUUCUCCUUGGAAGAAUCCAACAAUCCUUCAAUGGGUGAAACCAACUCUAUCCAAGAAGACUCUUUAAAGCAAUGGGUUGUUAGUGUGGAUUCAUUUCUCUCAUGGGAUGGCUUUAGUCAUCUGGAAGAAAAUUCUUUUCUCCUUGGAAAAUAGGCAUUUGAACAUAACUUUUUCCAUGCCCAAGUUUCUUUACAAUCCUAUCAUUUAGCAGUAAAAAAGUUCAGAAAAAGUGAUUCAGAUUGAUGAUAUCUGCUACCAAAACUUCAACUCUUUUAAAUCAUCUGGAAA